Molecule: messenger RNA, 1286 nt
Organism: [Torrubiella] hemipterigena
Lineage: Eukaryota; Fungi; Ascomycota; Sordariomycetes; Hypocreales; Clavicipitaceae
Source: the annotation of a GenBank genome assembly
GUAAACUCAGCAAACUGCAUUAUUCGCACGCAAUGGCGCCGCGGCUUUCAACUCCGGCCAGGGCAUUGGCCCAGGGCCUGUCAUCAUACUCAAAUGAAUUGUCUCGACUUUCCUUAUCUCGAAGGGUCCUUGUCAAUACCCUACAUACUGCUACAACAACUCCGACCAGUUCUUCGAGUUUUCACGCCUCACAAUUGCCAAUGCAAUCCGCCUCACCUCCUUCGAAACCAGCAAGCGCACGACCUAUUUCUACAAGAAAGAGCCAAAUGAUUCGAAGCUAUACAGCGCUCCUUCGUUCAUCACCUCUUCUCCUAUUUUUUCAGCAUAGCAAUUUGACGGCAGUAGAAUGGGCAGCUGUACGACGAGAGCUGAAGAAAGCACUCGCCAGCGUACCCCAAUCAACAACAGAUGAGAGUGGGCAGCAGAUCGACAUUGCCGAGAGUAUCAGGAUUGAGGUCUUAACGACAAAUAUGUUCAAUGUUGCUCUGAAAAUCGUGGAAUUCCACGAUCCUGAAGCGGCUGCAAGUCGUAGCUCUACCAUUCGUUCUAGUGCCGGCCCGCUUGUCCACGACUUAUCGCAGGCUGCUUAUGAGUCCAUGCAGUCAGCGAAAACACAUCCUAAUUCCGACUAUGCCCAAAUAGAGCCUCUUAUGGUUGGGCCGUUGGCAGCGCUUGUUUUGCCGACUGUGUCACCGGCGCAUUUAGCAGCAGCUCUUUCGAUCCUUGCCCCGGUCCCAGGCCUAUUCCCUGCACCAACAAGAAAAAAGAGCCCAGGAUAUCAUGAUUUGACCUGUCAAAAUGGCCUUGCAAAGUUGCUUUUAGUGGGAGGUCGAGUUGAACGCAAGAUUUUGGACCAGGCUGGUAUCAACUGGGUGGGUGGCAUUGACGGCGGUCUAGACGGCCUACGAGCCCAGCUUGUUCAUCUACUCCAGAGUCCAAGCCUUGGAUUAAGCAGGACCCUUGAAAGUGGAGGUCAAAAUAUUUGGUUAGCAUUGGAGGGCCGCAGAGAGCAGCUUGAUGUACAAUCAGAGUAAGAUCAACUCUGUUACGUUUUAGCUCUGCAUUACUGCUUUGGGGAAAGAGGGUCUAAAUCUUUAUGUAUAACUGAAACCUACUUGUAUACUACAAAUCAUUUGUAACACCAUAGCCAUCCCUAUCUAGACAUGGCGCUUAGCUGAUUACCCAAAAUAGAUUUAACUUCGUCGCGCCUUUGUAGUUCACUAUGGGCCCAAACCUUUAAAUCAGAACAAGUUUGUGUCUGGUCGUUUUGGCAUAUUAGAAUUUUC